GAGCUGAAGAGCUGAAAUGUAUAAAGGUAGUACUGGGGCAUUGCUAUGGGAAGUAACACCUUACUCGUGGCGCUUUCCUCCCUGUAAGUUCAGUUCACGGCUCAAAGAUCCUCUAGUUUUCGCACUCAUCAUCAUCGCCUCAACACUUUUAUAGGAACAGUCAGGAUGCUCUGGCGCUCACUCAUGCAUAAAGAAUCGGAAAUCACUUGCUCCGAUGACAUAGGAAGAACGAAAACACACGGUCAAGAGCAGAGAUACCUCAGUCCUACUACUGGACUUUGCCGAAAGCUCAUAGUGCAAGCCGUCACACCCUCUGGGAAAUUUGAAGUUCCCAUCAAGGAUGAAACCAGCGAGGCCUGCAAACUCGCUAUAUGGCUGCUAACCCAUUGCCCCGUAAGGGGAUGGAUUUUUUUCAAGUGGAUCAGAAAAUUCUUCUGGCUUUCACUGAAGCUAUUAAUUCCAAUUAUCUGGUUUCUCGUGGAACUUUACUUCAACAGUGGUAACUCUGGGGAUGAUGCAGAGUCAUCGUAUAACACAGGAUACUACAGACCUUAUCUUCGCCGGUUUCAGGGACAGCUAUGGGCAGCUCGUUCUCGCAGAGAGCAUUCAUCACGCCUCAAAGGUGAACCUGAGAUGAUGACCCGUACGCAUGCUUGUUACCCUCGAACUCUCAUGAUCCGCAGCCCAAAUCGGACCGAGUGGGUCAGAUGCACAGAUCGCGAUGCGAUCAUCCACAGUAAAUACAUCGCCAUCUCUUACCGCGCCGACGAUGUCUACCCUCAAGGCUCUGAUCAGAAGGAAAAGAUGGCACAGUUUAUAGACGACGUUCGUGCAGCGGUGCUCAGACAGCAAUUCGAUGCCUACUGGCUCGACCUGGAGUGUUUAGGGAAGACUGAGUCAGAGAAGAAUCUGGAUGUGUAUUGCAUGGCGGACGUCUACCGUAGAGCGGAGACGACGUUGAUCAUGCUCGGGAGAUCUGAAGAUGGAGAGAGGAAGUGCUGGAGCAGCUGGGGUGGACGGAUAUGGACUUUUCCAGAAGCUCUCCUGAGCUCUCGACUUUGUUACAAAUUCCGGGAUCGGGAAGAGAUCAAUUCGUUGUCGUUGUUUCAGCUGGCUAACCUGGCCUAUUCGGACUCCGAAGAUGAACAAGCAGUCAUCAAUGCAUAUGGUAAUGGGAAGGAUCCGCUGGAGCGGCUGGAGCGUUUGGCACUUUUGAAAAAAGCUAUUUGGCGACGCGCUAUGGCACGCCUGCCAAAGCCUUCUGGCCCUCCACCACCCCCAAAGCCAUAUAUGAUAGGUCGAGGGCCUAUCACCGGAGGGGGGUAUACGCCACACAAGGCGGAGCGAGUUUAUGCGCUCAUGGGCUUUUUUGAGCACCGCAUUCAGCCGACCCGCCAGGAAGAUGAGUUCCAUGCACUCGCGAGGUUGUCAAUGGCCAACGAUAAUGACCGUAUCACUGAGCGCAUGGUGUCCAUGUUUCCCUUAACCACCACCCAAGGGACGGGCUGGUACGCCGACGAUGAUAUUUACCAUGCGAAUCUUUGGGACAUUCUUCCGGAGAUCCAAGUCGCUGGUGUGACAGAGAAGGGAGCUCUCGUCUUGGAUGGCUGUCGGGCAGCAGCCAUCAGAUGGAAGAACUUCCCAGAUGUUGUAUUUGCGAAUACAUAUUCGCUGACGAGGACAUUUUUCGGUUCCAUACCGUAUUUUUCCUGGCCAUGCAUUGUCGUCGGGAUAGCGCUAGAGGCGGCGGAGUUCAGAGUAGGAGGCUUCGUGUUCAUUGCCGUUGGACUCCUCCUCCUUUUCCUUUCCCCUCUACUACUUGUCUUUGGUAGAUCUGGGCGUAUCGUCACCGCGCAACCGUGGUUGAUCGGGGUCAAAGGAGUGAUUGACAGAAAAACGGCAGAGAGUCACUUAUAUGGGGGUACAGUCGCACACUUCCCAAAGAUAGCACACCUCCCAACGAUGCUUCUCACCCCAAGCGGUUCACCGUUGUCAAUCCCGGAACAACUUGCGAGACGGAAAGGUUCAGACAAACAAUACGAGGAUGCGAAGGAAGAAGCGAAGAGUGGACCGGGACAUAUGUACACGCUCGUCGACACAUACUCGUCGACCAUGUACUAUUUCCGUGCUGAGCGACCGCCAACAGUGUGCAUAUUCGCAGGACGGGAGGGAGGGCUUGGGAGGUUUGUGCUUUGUUCGGAGAACUGCAAGGAGAAUGAACUGCGUAAGGAGAUGGUGUUGCGGAUGCCCACGGAGAUCAGUCAAAGGAUGGAACUGUGUGGUUGGGUCGCGCUUGGAUGAGAUCGAUUUGUAGACGGCCUGGGGCCAUUUGAAGGAAACACACUUCUUGAUAUCUCACUAUGUACCUUGCUUAGAGUACGAUAUGCUUUACUGGGAGACCUGCGUCUUUAUAUGCGUGUAAUGGAU
Suillus bovinus is the source of this 2427-nucleotide messenger RNA. RefSeq lists its product as uncharacterized. Bases 166 to 2301 code for a protein of 711 amino acids. The transcript has a single exon. The record is from RefSeq and is a predicted model, not a curated record. NCBI's taxonomy places the organism in Eukaryota, Fungi, Basidiomycota, Agaricomycetes, Boletales, Suillaceae.